This is a messenger RNA of Oncorhynchus masou masou (cherry salmon), 6344 nucleotides long. Its product is annotated as low-density lipoprotein receptor-like. The record is from RefSeq and is a predicted model, not a curated record. The transcript is spliced from 18 exons. Gene Ontology annotation, molecular function: protein binding; calcium ion binding. Gene Ontology annotation, cellular component: plasma membrane. NCBI's taxonomy places the organism in Eukaryota, Metazoa, Chordata, Actinopteri, Salmoniformes, Salmonidae. Bases 202 to 2835 code for a protein of 877 amino acids.
UUACACUGUCAGGAGCAUCUUUGUCUAACCUCUCGUCCCAAGCGCAUCUGAAUCCAGAACAUAAGAGCAGAGGAACUGAACAUCUUGGAAGCAGUGACUUUAAAAUAAAACAAUCGUUUUAACAUUGUUAUAGUUGUAUCAUAAUACCUUAUUGACAGUCAGAGUAAAGUGUAAAUCAUUUUUAAAAAUUGGCUGCAGACUAUGGGGCGGCUGCUGUGCGUGCUGUUGGUGUUCCUGGCUUGCUAUGUUGUCCAAACAAACGCAGAGACAAUAUGCGGGACCAGGCAGUUCCUGUGUGGGAACGGGAAGUGCAUUACGCUGAGAUGGGUGUGUGAUGACACAGAUGAUUGUGGAGAUGGAACUGACGAGCUCCCCGGAACCUGCUUGGCCAGAACAUGUGGAACCACAAAGUUCAGCUGUGGUGGACAUCUGAACCAGUGUGUUCCCAGUACCUGGCUCUGUGACGGCAAAGCAGACUGUGAGAAUGGAGCUGAUGAGCAGAGCUGUGCGCCCAAGCACUGCACAGAUAACAAAUUCCGCUGCAGUAACAGCCAGUGUGUGUCGGCCUCUUUUGUGUGUGAUGAGGAGUUGGACUGUGAUGACGGGAGCGACGAGGCUUCCUGCCCACCCACCACCUGUAGCUCCACCUCCUUCCAGUGCAACAACUCUGUGUGUGUGCCGCGCCUGUGGGCCUGCGACGGAGACGCUGACUGCUCGGAUGGCUCCGACGAGUGGCCCCAGAACUGUGGGACGCGAGCCCCUGGGGGUGCCCCCAAGCCCUGCUCCCUUCGGGAGUUCCAAUGUGGCAGCGGGGAGUGUAUCCAUAGCAGCUGGAAAUGUGAUGGAGGAUUCGACUGCCUGGAUCGCUCUGACGAGACCAACUGUAGCCGCGUAACCUGUCGCCCCGAUGAGUUCCAAUGCCGUGAUGGCAGCUGUAUCCACGGCGGUCGCCAAUGUAACAGCCAGUACGACUGCAGAGACUUGAGUGAUGAAAUGGGCUGUGUCAAUGUGAGCCAUUGCAAGGGUCCCACCAGGUUUAAGUGCCGUAGUGGGGAGUGCAUCAGCAUGGAGAAGGUGUGUGACAAGCAGCGUGACUGCAGGGACUGGUCAGAUGAGCCUCUCAGAGAGUGUGAUUCCAACGAGUGCCUGUACAACAAUGGCGGCUGCUCACACAUCUGCAAUGACCUGAAGAUCGGCUAUGAGUGCCAAUGCCCCACCGGCUACUACCUGACGGACAAGAAACGCUGUGAAGAUAUCGAUGAGUGUGCCAACCCAGACAUCUGCAGCCAGAUUUGUGUCAAUCAUAUGGGCAGCUACAAGUGUGAGUGUGAGGAGGGCUACCAGGUCGACCCAGCCACUAAAGCCUGCAAGGCCAUCGGCACUGUAGCCUAUCUGUUUUUCACCAAUCGCCAUGAGGUGAGGAAGAUGACACUGGACAAGAGUGAGUACACGCGUGUCAUCCCCCGCCUGAAGAAUGCAGUGGCUCUGGACAUGGACAUGGUUGCCAAGGAAAUUUACUGGUCUGACCUCUCCCAGAAGAAGAUCUACAGCACCUCAAUGGACUUGGCUGCAGACACAGCGCAACACAAAGUUGUGAUUGACAGUGACAUCGAAGCUCCGGAGGGCAUCGCCUUUGACUGGGUCCACGGCAACAUCUACUGGACCGACAGUAUCCGCAGCAGCAUCUCCGUGUCAACCGCCAACGGGAGCCGUCGCAAGACUCUCUUCCAGAAUGACCUGGCCAAGCCCCGCGCUAUUGUGGUCGACCCCCACAGCAAUUUCAUGUACUGGACUGACUGGGGAACUCCAGCCAAGAUUGAGAAGGGAGGUCUGAACGGAGGAGACCGUGCUGCUCUGGUCACAGACGACAUUGUGUGGCCCAACGGAAUCACCCUUGACCUGCUGAACCAGCGGCUGUACUGGGUGGACUCCAAGCUGCACAGCCUCUCCAGUAUCGACGUCCAGGGUGGCGGCCGAAGGACACUCAUUAUAGAUGAACACAGGCUAGCCCAUCCCCUAGGCAUCACUGUGUUUGAGGAAAGAGUGUUUUGGACAGAUGUCAGCAACAAUGCCAUUCUGAGUGCCAACCGUGUGACAGGCAGGGACAUCAAGCCUGUGGCAGAGCACCUGGUAUCCCCAGAGGACAUUGUGUUGUACCACAACCUCAAACAGCCAACUGGCAGGGACUGGUGCAAGGUGGCCAACGGAGGCUGUGAGUUCAUGUGUCUGGCAGCCCCCCAGGUGGGCCUACAUUCCCCCAAGUACACCUGUGCAUGCCCUGACAACAUGCUGCUGGCCAAAGACAUGAGGAAAUGUGUACCAGCUGCACCAACACCUGCAGAUCCAGUCAAGCCCAUUGUUCCCGCCUCCAACCCCCCACCGGCACCCGCCCGCACCUCUACUGCACCUCCAGCCCGCGCCACCACUAAGGCCCCCAUCAUCACUACCACAAUUAUGCCUGCGCCUCCCCGCACUACCAAGCCUGUGCCACGCAACACCCAGCCUGCCCAGCCAGAUAGACCCAGGAUCCCCCAGGCCCAGACUACCACAGUGCCUCAAGUCACCACUCAGGACAUCCACCAUGAAUUUGCUGCUAUACCCUCAACCCCUGCAGCUGUAUACAUCGCGCUGCCUAUAGCCAUUGUGUGUCUGGUGGCCUUUGGUGCCGUGCUGCUGUGGAGGAACUACAGGCUGAAGAACACCAACACCAUUCACUUUGAAAACCCAGUCUACCAGAAGACCACUGAAGACCAGGUGCACAUAUGCAGGAGCCACAGUCCAGACGGCUACACCUACCCACCGAGACAGAUUGUGAGUCUUGAUGAUGAGGCUUGACCGUAGUGCUGCCGUUCCCUGCCAACACAAACGCUUUAAGAGGAGAGAGCAGAGGAGUAAGAGAAACAUUUUAUAUAAGCUACCUGGACAAUCUUAUUUAAUUUUUUUUAACCUCAAAGACAUAAGAAGGCAGAGAAGGUGUCAUACUGCUGACCAAACCACUGUGUGCUCAAAGACAAAUGGAAGCUCUGGAAAGAAAAGCAGGAAAAGGAGGAAGAUUUCUCAUUCAUGUGUCUUUCUUGCCCAUUUGUGCACAAUCCAAAGCCAUAAGAGACCAUCAACUCAUCUCCACCAAGCUUGAGUUUUAUUGGCUCAUUCUACACCAUAGUAUUUUUCCCAGAGACUAUUUGUCUGAACUGUGAAAUGUCCUACAAAUAGAAGACUGUUCAGAAGUUGAACCCCAUUAUGAAAGAACAGUAAUGUAAUUGUAAUAUUUGAGUGUUUUGUGUUUGUGAAGAAGUGCCCUUGAUAUAUGAGGUGACUGCAACUUUAUUUAACAGCACUUAGAAUUGAGAAAAAUCUAUAUUUUUUGUUACGUACAGUGGGGAGAACAAGUAUUUGAUACACUGCCGAAUUUGCAGGUUUUCCUACUUACAAAGCAUGUAGAGGUCUGUAAUUUUAUCAUAGGUACACUUCAACUGUGAGAGACGGAAUCUAAAACAAAAAUCUAGAAAAUCACAUUGUUUGAUUUUUAUGUAAUUAAUUUGCAUUUUAUUGCAUGACAUAAGUAUUUGAUCACCUACCAACCAGUAAGAAUUUCGGCUCUCACAGACCUGUUAGUUUUUCUUUAAGAAGCCCUCCUGUUCUCCAUUCAUUACCUGUAUUAACUUCACCUGUUUGAACUCGUUACCUGUAUAAAAGACACCUGUCCACACAUUCAAUCAACCAGACUCCAACCUCUCCACAAUGGCCAAGACCAGACAGCUGUGUAAGGACAUCAGGGAUAAAUUGUAGACCUGCACAAGGCUGGGAUGGGCUACAGUACAAUAGGCAAGCAGCUUGGUGAGAAGGCAACAACUGUUGGCGCAAUUAUUAUAAAAUGGAAGAAGUUCAAGAUGGCGGUUAAUCACCCUCGGUCUGGGGCUCCAUGCAAGAUCUCACCUCGUGGGGCAUCAAUGAUCAUGAGGAAGGUGAGGGAUCAGCCCAGAACUACACGGCAGGACCUGGUCAAUGAACAGAAGAGAGCUUGGACCACAGUCUCAAAGCAAACCAUUAGUAACACACUACGCCGUCAUGGAUUAAAAUCCUGCAGCGCACGCAAGGUCCCCCUGCUCAAGCCAGCGCAUGUCCAGGCCCGUCUGAAGUUUGCCAAUGACCAUCUGGAUGAUCCAGAGGAGGAAUGGGAGAAGGUCAUGUGGUCUGAUGAGACAAAAAUAGAGCUUUUUGGUCUAAACUCCACUCACCGUGUUUGGAGGAGAAAGAAGGAUGAGUACAACCCCAAGAACACCAUCCCAACCGUGAAGCAUGGAGGUGGAAACAUCAUUCUUUGGGGAUGCUUUUCUGCAAGGGGGAUAGGACAACUGCACCGUAUUGAGGGGAGGAUGGAUGGGGCCAUGUAUCGCGAGAUCUUGGCCAACAACCUCCUUCCCUCAGUAAGAGCAUUGAAGAUGGGUCGUGGCUGGGUCAUCCAGCAUGACAACGACCCGAAACACACAGCCAGGCUCCGUAAGAAGCAUCUCAAGGUCCUGGAGUGGCUUAGCCAGUCUCCAGACCUGAACCCAAUAGAAAACCUUUGGAGGGAGCUGAAAGUCCGUAUUGCCCAGCGACAGCUCCGAAACCUGAAGGAUCUGUAGAAGAUCUGUAUGGAGGAGUGGGCCAAAAUCCCUGCUGCAGUGUGUGCAAACCUGGUCAAGAACUACAGGAAACAUAUGAUCUCUGUAAUUGCAAACAAAUGUUUCUGUACCAAAUAUUAAGUUCUGCUUUUCUGAUGUAUCAAAUACUUAUGUCAUGCAAUAAAAUGCUAAUUAAUUACUUAAAAAUCAUACAAUGUGAUUUUCUGGAUUUUUUUAUAUUCAGUCUCUCACAGUUGAAGUGUACCUAUGAUAAAAAUUACAGACCUCUACAUGCUUUGUAAGUAGGAAAACCUGCAAAAUCGGCAGUGUAUUAAAUACUUGUUCUCCCCACUGUAGAAUUCAGAAAUUAGGUAUUGUAAAUAACGUAGGUAUUUAUUUUACUUAUGUCCGAGACUGACAAAAUGUUGAGAAAUAAUGAGCAUAUCAUAUCUUUUACUAUGUCUAGACUAAUUUCUUUGCUCCUGAAUUGUUUUAAUAUCAAAAUCUGACUUAAACUAACACCUGAGCCACUUGUUGAAAUGAAGCCCUUUGAUAGUGAAUGUUGUCUUCUAUACAUGAGCCAAUUUAACCUAAUACUGUAUGUCUAUGUUCCUUGGUAACACUAUUGCUGUCAAUUUCCCUAAUAUGGUGUUUAAUUGCAAGCCAAGACAGUAGAUUUAGGACAGUCUGUCUGAGAUCUAUCUUUCUCAUUUUCUCCCUUGUCUAACUUUCUGUCAUCCACUCAUUCUCAAGCUUCCUGUCCAACUGUGUGAGAGCAGUAUAUAAUUGUGUAAUUCUUCUAUGACAGAAAGCCUUAAAAAAUUGGUUUACAGGACCAUGUGACCAUAGGAGCCAUGUUCAUUGUUCAUGUGUCAUGCAACAGUAGUACACAGACUACACUCUUAGAAAAAAAGGGUGCUAUUUCGAACCGAAAAGGGUUAUUGGGCUGUCCCCAUAGCAGAACCCUUUGAAGAACCCUUUUGGGUUCCAGGUAGAACCCUUUCCACAGAGGGUGAUAUGUGGAAUCCAAAAGGGUUCUACCUGGAACCAAAAAUGGUUCUACUAUGGGGACAGCUGGACCAUUUUAAAACUCUUUUUUCUAAGAGUGUAGCAUAUCAUGUCUUCAUUCAUGUUCAGAAACACAAGUUUCCUUUCAAUGGUUUUAACAGAAUUGUUUACUGGAGAGAGAUAUUUAUUUGACUAAGUAUAAACUGACUAUGACAGUUCUAGGUACUGAAAUAGAAGCCGUCCAAGUGCAUUAUAUAUCGUGCUGCUAACCUUUUAACCAGAUGAUCUAUUCAAAUACUCAUGAUAGUGCUGAGGUGGCUUUAGGCCACAAUGUUUGACACCUCUUUCUCUGAGAUCAGAGGGAAAUUAAUGUGUCUAACUGUUUACAAUUAAAUGUGUUUGACCUUGAGGAUGUCACAGUGUUACAGGCAUUAGACAGACAGAGAGUUUGGGUAAUUACAUAUGGCCUAAGUCUAACAAAGAUAUUAUUGUUGAGUCAGUGAAAGUGUUUGUUUAUGUUUCCUUUUAAUUCACGAGCCAUAUGGAAUAAAUCCAGAAAUGUGUGUUAACUAACAUCAACAGUGCAGAUCAUGAAUAUGUAAAUAUUAUGUUCAUAAUGUAUUUGUAAAUAUUCAUAACAAAAAGUGGUCAUGAUGUCCCAGUGUAGAAUUUGUACACCGUUAAACAUUUGAUGUACAUAAAAAAAUGCUUAUAUUUAUUUUAGAAUCA